Aspergillus caelatus is the source of this 955-nucleotide messenger RNA. RefSeq lists its product as uncharacterized. NCBI's taxonomy places the organism in Eukaryota, Fungi, Ascomycota, Eurotiomycetes, Eurotiales, Aspergillaceae. The coding region runs from base 92 to 628 and encodes 178 amino acids. The record is from RefSeq and is a predicted model, not a curated record. The transcript is spliced from 3 exons.
UUUUCGCAUCAAUUGGCACAAACUGUAGCAAAUAUUGUCAGUUUUGUAAAUUCCUAUUGAUCCAUAAUCUCUUGAAUGAUUUAAUCCCACCAUGGAUGUAUUCUAUGCUUAUACCUACUCCACAGCGGGAUGGCUCUCGCUGCAGAGUAUAUCCUUGAUCACCGUCCCGCAGAUCAUGGCAACCUUGCUGUUGGAUGAGACUAGAUCGGCUUCUGAAAUGGAGAUAUACUUCGCACGCUGCCUAGGGUUUAGUUUACUCACCAUUGCGGUCCUAACGGUAAUGCUGACGGGAUCGAUCCCUUUGAACUCCACGGUGUCAGAGCCAGUGACCACAGAGGAUAACGAUCCCAAGGGACCAUAUGCCGUUCCAACAUUGAUCGUAACAGCCCUUUUCCAAGGAUUUUCCGCCUUCUACGCUUAUACCCGGUACUUAUCCUCGGGUCACAUUGCCCUUGCUAUAGGAAUGAUUGGAUACUCAGUGGUGGCCGCCAUUGGUCUUUGGUGUGUACUCUUUGCCAGCAGUAAUGGGAAGAUUAGUCGGAAGACGGGUGCAGAUAAGAGAACGACGGGAUUUCCAUUCAAAAACACAGAGGCAGCCAAGAAACAUGCGUGGAAGAAAAGCUCAUAAAAAAUGGGCAUUCUUAGAGGCCAAAUGUCUGGAGGAUUCGGUUAUGUCGGAUACUACGGGGGAUCGAUCUAUCUGGAUCCAUAAUGAGCACAUCUAAACCGCGCAUGAGUACCUUAGAUCCGUUUGAGUCACGAGGGUCAAAGCCAACGCCAAAAGGAAAAGGGCCAAGACCGGCGCUUAUCGGGUGGCUGAACAAUCGCUGCUAGUGUGUACACAGGAUGCAUAAAUUAACUAAGAGCCAAUGACGUUAUCGAAGACAUGGUAUUCCUUUACUUGAUUUGUUGCGGUGCUCCGACCGAACUGGAUUCAGAUGAAGAUGAAGGGAUU